Messenger RNA from Symbiodinium sp. CCMP2456, 735 nucleotides. The record is from the annotation of a GenBank genome assembly. NCBI's taxonomy places the organism in Eukaryota, Dinophyceae, Suessiales, Symbiodiniaceae.
ACCUUGGCGGACGCAGAGAAAGCUCCUGCAGAUUGCCUCAAGGCGAUGACCGAGCUUUGCAACUACAUCCGCGAAGAGUGCAAACUGAAGAUGGAGGCUUCCGAGGAUGCGAAGCCUGCAGAACGGGAGGAACUGCCAAUUCUCCUUGCCUUUGAUCUGAUACCAGUCCUGCAACGUGCAGGGGGCUCGCUCCCCAAGAGAAACUCGGCUCACUUGGCUCUUCUGCGUUGCCUCCAUGAGUUGGACGAGGCAUAUGGCGCUACUGUCCGCAAGGACGGCGAGCAGGCCUGGCCUUUGGGGGAUCUCGUGAAAGACAUCUUUGAGCUGCUGAAGGAGGCCACCUACAUAGGGAAAAACAUCCAGCCGCGGAAGAGUCUGCGAGGCGCGCUCACGGAAGGGACGCUACGAACGAUCCGGGCCCGAUGGUCCUAUCUGCCGGAGGAGCUCUCUCCGAUCCUCACUCGAUUGUGGGGCGGAGAGGCUCUCAUCUACAUUCUGAAAGUCGUGGCGGACAACGAGAUCUUUCUGCACCACGGAGUGGCGCAGGCGCUUUCCGAUCUCUGGCGCUUGGUCACGGACAGGAAGUGGAGCAAUAUCGCCUUCGUUGAGCCCGAGCUUGCGGAUGAGAUGACGGCCCGAGAUAAGUUCCUGGCCCUGAGGGCAAGCUUCGCGAAGGGCUGUGCCCAGCGCAGCCGAAAGCGAAAGGCAGCUGCAAUGGAGGACUCAAGCUCAUGA